Saccostrea cuccullata (small rock oyster) is the source of this 3421-nucleotide messenger RNA. Its product is annotated as calcium-independent phospholipase A2-gamma-like. The coding region runs from base 271 to 2208 and encodes 645 amino acids. Gene Ontology annotation, cellular component: membrane. Gene Ontology annotation, biological process: arachidonate metabolic process. NCBI's taxonomy places the organism in Eukaryota, Metazoa, Mollusca, Bivalvia, Ostreida, Ostreidae. The record is from RefSeq and is a predicted model, not a curated record. The transcript is spliced from 8 exons.
CGUUUUAUAUCGUAGCUCAUAGUAAGGAUGAAAUUAAACAAAUUUGAAAAAGUGCUAUUAAAAUGACACAAAACAUCAAAAUGAUUCGUAACGUUUUAAUCGCCUUGUUUCGUAUUGACCAAUCAGAGGGCGCUUUUCAACAGGUCAUACAGUCACACCAUAUUUCGUGACGCAUUAGGUAUUUAUAUACAACAUUGACGUUUGUAAACAUCAAGAAGUAUUUCGGAAGACUUGUAUUAGAAUAACAGAAAAUUCUAAGGAUUGUUGGGAAUGUCAGUGCUGCGGGCAUCAUGUUCAGGUCCUAAAAUAAUUGAGAACACAUUAGGGGGCCCUUUGAGUAUUAAAUGCUUUCAUCAAAAUAUAGAAACAAGUCAAACAUAUUCACAAAAAAAUAUCAAUCCUGAAACAGUGAAAAAAUUCCAUUUUGGUCAGACACGGAAUAAAAAAGAAGACAUCUUGAAUCGGAUAGGAAUUACCAGUGCCUUAAAAUUCACAGACAAAUUAAAAGAAACAUAUGGAGAUGUUUCCAGCAAAAUUCUCAAGACUCCAAGCAUUGUAAAAGAUUACCUAGAUAAAGCACCAUCCUUAUCUAUUAAGGAAAAGUUUCAGAAGAAAAAAGCUGUUACUUUUCCAGAAGAAGACAAUAAUGAAGUUGUAUCAAAAGAUUUUUCAUCACAAAUUGAAGAAAGUUCAGUGUUGUCAUUUUAUGACCCAACUGCAGAAACUGAAAGUAAAUAUGAACCAGUCAAGUUGACAAAAAAAGAACUGGAACAAAAUCUCAGUGAAAAUGCUUCCAUUCCAAAAAGUCAGGCCGAGGACAAAGGGCUGAGGCAUUUACUAGACAGAUUCUGGGCCACCACUGCCAAGGAUCCUACCACACAAGUAGAAGUGAAGAAAAAAGUGAUUGUAAGGAAAGACUAUGUAUCACGCUCUACUAUAUCACGAAAAACUUUAGAGCACGUCAAGUUACUAAGCCGGGCAGAAUCUUCAGACUCCAAGCUGAAACGUCUGGAAGAUUUCUGCCACCAUCUUAUAUUAUAUCCUGAUGAAAGACAAACUGCUAUGAAGCAUGGAGUGCUACCAGUUCUUCUCCGGAUGCAGAUGGCCACGUCCAGUGAGUUAGCUCUGAGUGAGAUUUCCCAGGCUCUGACCUUGAUGGGACAUGUCCAUCCGCCCAGAGGUCAGGGGGUCAACAUACUCACUAUAGACGGAGGAGGCACAAAAGGUUUGGUAGCUCUGCAGACUCUCAGGGAAAUGGAGAGACAUUGUGGAAAACCGAUCUACAAACUGUUUGACUAUGUUUGUGGGGUCAGUACGGGGUCCCUUAUUCUGGCUAUUUUAUUCCUGUAUCGACGCAGCAUUACUGAGUGUGAGGAACUGUACGUAGAAUGUAGUAGACAGAUGUUUACACAGAAUAAGACACGAGGCUACAGUCAACUGGUCCUAGAUCACUACUUUUACGAUGUAGAACUCUGGGAACGAAUUCUCAAGGAGAAGAUGGGAGGAAAGUUCCUGUCUGACUUCUCAGAGGAUCUUCUGUGUCCUAAGUACUCUGCUUUAUCUACGCUGUCUAACAUCAGCCGUCUACAGAGCUACAUGUUUCGUACCUAUAACCUGCCCCCGGGGGUGUACUCUAUGUACCCUGGCAGCUGUAAACACAGGGUCUGGGAGUGUAUCAGGGCCUCAUCUGCUGCCCCGGGAUUUUACAAACCCUUUAUUCUGGAUGAAUACAUUCAUCAGGAUGGAGGUAUAAUGCACAAUAAUCCAACCGCUGUGGCUCUUCACGAGUGUAAGCUCCUGUGGCCAGAUGAACCCAUCCAGUGUGUUAUCUCCCUUGGUAAUGGUCGCUAUGAACCCAACAUUGAACUCAUGUCUAGUCUCCCAUCGGCAAGGAAACAGAUUGACAACAUAAUAGACAGCGCAACAAAUACUGAAAGUGUACACAUGACUCUACAGGAUUUACUGCCCCCAGCCACCUACUACAGAUUCAACCCCUACAUGUCAGAUAACCUCAUGCUCAAUGAAAUCAAACCGGAGAAAAUUAAACAGAUGCAGAAAGAUGCCAGGAUGUAUCUCCGUAAAAAUGAACACAAGAUCGUCACAGCCUGUAAUCAGCUUAUGUUGCCCCGGAGAAAAACCCAGAGACUAACGGACUGGAGCAGGAAACAGAAACUAAUGAGGGCACACAAAAAGCCUGUGAUUGGUUAAAACUUGGUCAUGUGAUUUCUUUUUAUUCCUUCUCUUAUACAUGUAGAUCAUGUGAUCAAUUCUCGGUGUCUGAUUUUUCAAUGGUUUUUAUACAGAAUUUGUUAUUUAAUAUGUACAUUAAUAAGCAAUGGACGGUAGUAACAUCUUGUGGUUUUUAAGAUUCUUUUCACACAAAAUUCCACCAUUCUGCUCAAUUCAUUUAUUAAUGUUACAAGUGCUUUUUUUUGACUUGCAAAUGUGUUAUUUCAUGACAUAGAACAUGUAAUUUUAUGCUGAACUGUUUAUGAUGCUGAGGUGUAUUUGUUUUGGAUUUACCACAGAAGAGAUCAUGAAGUUUAUCAAAAUGAUCAGGGAAUUCAUUUUACCUCAGGACAGUAAUGCACUUGCAUUUACUUGUUCUUGCCAGUGUGUUGAACAUUUGAUGGAGUCAAAUGAUUAGUAUUUAAAAGUGUUUUAGUUUGGAUGCAGUUUUCUAUCUUAUUCUUUACAUAUAAGGUACUGGAUGGAUUUCUUAUUGUAAUAGGAUUCAUAUUUAGGGGAUGAUGGGGUCAUCUACAUAUACAGUGCAAAAAUGUUUAAUUUCCAUGUAAUUAUUUCACGUACACUGUACAUGUAGUGAAUGAAAAGACAGUGAAUGUGAAUUCAUGAUUAUGCUUGCAUAAUGUACGGUACUAAUAAUUAGUACACGAUCUAUAAACUGUAAAAUUUUGCAUACACUGAAAUAUUUUUGAAUGAUUUAAUUUUAACACUUGCCAUGUGCACCAGAUUUGUUGGCAAGCAUUAAACUUUUCCUGAAAAAAACUGAAACAAUUUCUCUUCAUAUCAAUCAGUGAGUGGUUCUUGUUUCUGAAUUAAGAUAUUAUACUGUCUCAUUUCACUUUUCUUGUAUUGAUCCAAAGAACAAGUUACUACCCGGUAGUACCAGUACCUAGUAUUCUGAAAUUAUUCAACUGUCUUAGGUUUGAAUUUAACCGAUACAUGUAAAUGCCUAGUAUAUGCCUACCUUUUAAAAGGAGAUUGUAAAAUCCAGCAUUAUAUGUAUGUUGCUUUGUUUUGUUUAUGUCUUAUUGUCCACAUAUAAAUGUUACUGGUCGUGUAUAUGUAUGUGAAUGUAUGUUUCUGCAUCUUACGGUUAUAGUGCUGUUAUUGUCUAAUACUUUAAGUAUUUGUCAUCUUUGUUCACAUUUUUAUGUCAAUAAAUCACAGAAAUAUG